Molecule: messenger RNA, 1311 nt
Organism: Notolabrus celidotus (New Zealand spotty)
Lineage: Eukaryota; Metazoa; Chordata; Actinopteri; Labriformes; Labridae
Exons: 5
Coding region: 542-928 (128 amino acids)
Biological process (GO): regulation of phosphorylation
Cellular component (GO): cytoplasm
Molecular function (GO): protein serine/threonine phosphatase inhibitor activity
Source: RefSeq, a predicted model, not a curated record
UUAAUUUUUUUGUCUCAAAGCAUUGUAAAAAAAAAAAAGGUUCAGUUUUCCCUCAUAAAAUCAUUAGCAUGACCUAUAUCUCAAACUUCCAGGACUUCCUAUAUUUCCUCUUUUUCGCAACUGUAGUGAUACUGAGGUGAUUCAGGCGCUUAGUCAUUUAAUUCCAAUAUGUGAUGAGUCACUAAACCACCUACUGAGUAGGAGUAAAAGGAAGAGGUCACUUAUAUCAAGUAAUAGAGGUGGAUUGGUUAAGUAAUGUAGAGUGAAUCAUGAUUCUGCCAGAGGUUGACUAAAUUAAAAUAACAAAACAAAUAUUGUAUCCACAACUUCCUGGUAGUGAGAUUUUACAUUUUUUAUCCAGCUGUGAAGAAAAAACACUGUGACCCACAAAAGCUAACCUCAUUCUCCACCUCUGCUUUUCUCUUCUCUCGCCUAUAUCUCGUCACCUGUCCCACCCUGAGGUGAGAAGGCCUUACCUUGGCCUCUAUCCCCUCUUUAGACAACCCAAUGGGGCAGAACCGAGCCACAUAAGAAGGGAUGAAUGAAUUUGUGUGCCUGGAAAGCCAUGGCGUCAGAGCCCAGCACCCAGUCCAGGGUGAUGUUCCAGGCAGCGGAUAAAACACAGGAGCCGGCUCACCGCAAGCUGGGCAAGCUGACGGUCAAAUACGACCGCAAAGACCUGCAGAGGAGGCUGGAUAUCGAGGAGUGGAUCGACGGGCAGCUGCACCUGCUGUUUGACUGUGAGGAAGAAGAGAUUCCAGAGUUAGAGAUCGACAUAGAUGAGCUCCUGGAGCUGACAGAUGAGGGCCAGAGAUCCAGGCUGCAUGAGUUGUUGCAGGAGUGCGGGAAGCCAAAAGAGGAUUUUAUCAACGGGCUGCUCUACAGGAUAAAGGGUCUACGCAAAAUGUCAGGUCCCUUGAAGAAAUAAUCAUAGGUCAAAUAAAAAAUUGAGACAACAUGGAGCCUCUUAUCUUCCCACUACCCAUGCAUUAACUGUUUGGAAGCCUGUAUGUGCGCUUCAUAUGUCUGUGGGACUCUUUCUGCCUCCCCCUCCUUGGUCAGCAUCAGCCGAACACCAGAGCAGUCGGGUUUUGAAUGGAUUUAUUUUUUAUUAUUAUUUAAUUUAUGGACUGCUAUUACAUUUUGUCUCCCAUACACAUACCAAUAAUGCACAUGAGAUAAAAGCUGUACUGACUAUAACUCAGACGGACUGUGUUUUUUGUGUAAGACUGUACAUUUUCAGUUGCCUAUUUAUGUACAUACAUUUUUGCUCUGAUACCAGUGUUGUAUGUUGAAAUAAAAUGGAACGUU